Molecule: messenger RNA, 2090 nt
Organism: Trematosphaeria pertusa
Lineage: Eukaryota; Fungi; Ascomycota; Dothideomycetes; Pleosporales; Trematosphaeriaceae
Exons: 3
Coding region: 105-1784 (559 amino acids)
Source: RefSeq, a predicted model, not a curated record
AUUGGUGCUCUCUCUCUUUCGGCGCCUGGUGCGCCUCGUCGACGCACACCUGAAGGCUUAUCAGGCUGCAGCUGGUGCUCGCGGCGUUCAUUUUGUCUGCGCUGAUGACAAUCAUCGCUGUCAUAUAUGCGUACCUGUCCGACUCUCUUCCUGAGGCAUGCUUGAAUGAAAUCGAUAAGAAACAGAUCUCAAAUUUCCAAGCAGGUCUGAAGGCCUCAAGCGCAGCACGGAUCUUGCGCAGCUUACGGGGCUGUUGCGGUACUCUAAAGAGAAGACUUGCUCAUGAGAAAGAGGAACAUGUUCCGCAUCGUCGAAAACUCAACCGUGUGCAGCGGGAGGAAGCUAUCACGCGAUUCAUCCUCUGCCUCAGCGAUCAGCAGCUCGCAACGGGCCUUGCUAUCUUACUCGCGGCCAUUGCGAAUCAAUGCACACUCUCUAGCGAUGAGUUUCGAAUCGCAAUGGCCCUCGCCUGGUUUUCGGCUACCACGCAUCUUGCCACAUUAGGUUCGCUCAAACAAUACUUCAUCACAAACAGCGAGAUCCGCAACUGGAGAGUCUUCGGCAUGGUGAUCCUCCUUGUCCUUCUGAUUUACUGCUUCGUUGUCACACUAGCGUUGGAAGGUGCUGACAACACCAUACCGGUGCAGUGCACGAUCAACCACGGAGCAUCCCCCCUUGCGUUCUAUUGGAAUGUGGGAUGGUUUGAUUACCUAUCGUGGAUCCUUGCGUUGGUCAAGCUCAUAGAUGGCUAUAAGUCGAGAGUCCUACAGUCGUAUGACUAUCAUUCGAGCUUCUCUCUUGAGCUGGCCGUUGUCAUCCUUCGACUUUUAGCCGCCUACAACAAAAAGAUACCAAAGAAAUCCAGGAAGGAAUGGAUCAGAGUGCUUGGUGAAUGGGCGGCCGAACAAUCUUCGAUUUCUCGCCGACGGCUUCUGGGGAAAUUUCAGGAGUGCAAGAGGGAAAAGGCAAAACGGCCCUUUUCAUCCCGACUCAGGACCCGAGUGCUAGUCGGUAAAUUGAUUGAUGAGGACUAUGUCGACUCUUUGCUGCCUCAGCUUCCACUGUUUCUAUUAGCCUACGGCUUUGCGCAGAUGGCGUACUUUCGUUGGGGCACAACCGCGCUUCGGAUCGACUCCUCUAUGGGAUUUGGCCAGAUCACACCGAUAUUUCUGCUCGUUCUUCCGAUUCUUGCGGGUGGCGAGAUAUACUAUGAAACAGCAACACAUGCCCAACAUCGCACGAGCGAGAGAACUACCCCAUACAAUGAGUCCAGUGAGCGAAGCUCUUCAUUCGAGGCUACCGCAAUCAACCGCGCAAACACACUUCCGCCCAUGUGCUCUUCCGGCACUAGCGACCCCGAGCUCUCCGAGCUUGAAGUUUCAGGUCAGCGUUACGACGAAAAAAUUUCAUACGUCAAAAAAUACUUUCGUCGGGAAUCCAAAGUCAUUCAAGAGGCCAUAUCAUCCGCCCUUGACGAAGAGCAUAUGCGGCAAGCCCUCAAAAUGAAGCAAGCCGUGCUAAGGAAGACAGAAGAGCUUCAAAAAUUGGAGCCCGACCUUAAUGACAUCUUGUCGGAGGUCCAAGUUCGCCGCACGUGGGGAAUAAUUCAAGCCGUCACUUUGGGAAUUCUGCUGAAUAUACCAAUUUCCCCCGAGGUUUUGUUUGGAGCCCCAAUACUUUUCACACAAAAUGUCCUUCAGCUGUUCGUUCGCGCUACAAAGUUCCUCGCAGUACUUCGCCGGCUGCGAGCCGAAAUCAGGGCUGGAUCCGGGAAUGAAUCUUAGCAUGUAAAUCAUCCGGAAGCCAGACUUAGAGAGAUUCCUGAUUCUAUCAGCCUCUGCGCGAAGACCCAAUUCCGCUUCCGCUUCCUUCUCGAAUCAAGCAGAGCCAGAUGGAGCUGUCAUCAAGUUUGUUCGGAAGGCACCCUACGCAUAGGCCCCGGUCUUCUACUCAUUUCAUCGGCAGACCUGUCACCGGAGCGUUGGACUACCGCCGAUCUCGCAAGCUUCUAUGGGUUCGUCGACACUAUCUCACCGACGGACGAGAUCUUAUGGCAUUGCUGAUGCCGAGGCCCUGCAGCUGGAGACGUC